Molecule: messenger RNA, 1356 nt
Organism: Penicillium paradoxum
Lineage: Eukaryota; Fungi; Ascomycota; Eurotiomycetes; Eurotiales; Aspergillaceae
Product: N(6)-L-threonylcarbamoyladenine synthase family protein
Exons: 2
Coding region: 1-1356 (451 amino acids)
Biological process (GO): mitochondrial tRNA threonylcarbamoyladenosine modification
Cellular component (GO): mitochondrion
Source: RefSeq, a predicted model, not a curated record
AUGUUAUUCUCAGUGGCCCCUGCUGCGAAAUUUCGCAGAUCUGCCCUCAAUGCGAGGCGAUGUCUAGCCUAUAGGCGUGGUUUACUCACGUUGGCCAUUGAAACGUCAUGUGACGACACAUCAGUAGCGAUCGUUGAGAAAACAACCAAAGCGACCGGAAGUGCAGCUAAAAUUCACUUCCUCGAAAAUGUAACGGCAGACACGCGCGCGCAUCGCGGCAUUCACCCCAUCAUCGCCCUCGAAUCCCACCAAGACCAUCUUGCAAACCUCGUACAGAAAGCCCUCAACUACCUACCAGAGUCGAAAACAGGAAGCGGACUCAAACUUGCAGAUGGGACUUAUCGCCGCCUACCCGAUUUCAUAUCCGCCACAAGAGGCCCCGGAAUGCGGUCCAACCUAUCCGUCGGUCUCGAUACUGGCAAAGCGCUGUCAGUGGGAUGGCAGAUUCCCAUGGUCGGCGUGCAUCAUAUGCAGGCACAUCUAUUGACACCUCGACUCGUUUCAUGUCUGGAAAACGAGGCCAAGCCCGAACCAUCGACAAUGGCGCCCGAAUUUCCUUUCCUGUCUAUCCUAGUUUCCGGCGGCCAUACGAUUUUGGUUCACUCCAAGAGUCUCACAGACCACAAAAUCCUCGCCACAAGCGAAGAUAUAGCCAUGGGAGAAGCACUCGAUAAAUCCGCACGAGAUAUCUUGCCUGCUACUUUGCUCCAGGAGGCCAAAAGUACCAUGUAUGGCAAGACGCUGGAGCAAUUCGUCUUCCCGAAUGGCAAAGGUGAUUUCGCAGAUUACUUGCCUCCAGAUUCCCGGGGCAAAGAAAUAGUCAAACGCAAAAGCGAGUGGGGUUGGUCUCUUACCACUCCAUUCGCGAAUACGCGGAUGCUGCAGUUCAGCUUCUCUUCGAUUUCGAGCAUGGUCGGGAAGAUCAUUCACAGUAACAGUGCGAAUACUGAGAUGUCGCAUGCAGAGCGUGUCGAUCUUGGUCGAGAAGUAAUGCGUGUCUCUUUCGAGCAUCUUGCCUCGCGGACUGUCAUCGCCCUGGAAACUCUGCGCCCGCACAACACCGGCAAGGAUGAGAUCAAGACUCUUGUUGUCAGUGGCGGAGUCGCUGCCAACCAGUUCCUUAUGAAAGUUCUCACGUCAUUCUUGGAUGUGCGCGGCUUCGGCAAGAUCAAGAUCGUGGCUCCGCCUCCAUACUUGUGUACAGACAAUGCAGCCAUGAUUGGAUGGGCGGGCAUUGAGAUGUUCGAGGCUGGCUUCCGAUCGGAUUUCAGCUGUCGUCCUCUGCGCAAAUGGACGCUUGAUCCGCAAGCAGACGAUGGAGGUAUCCUUGGCCCAGGAGGCUGGAUCCGAAAUUGA